Messenger RNA from Oryza sativa Japonica Group (Japanese rice), 1192 nucleotides. NCBI's taxonomy places the organism in Eukaryota, Viridiplantae, Streptophyta, Magnoliopsida, Poales, Poaceae. The record is from RefSeq and is a predicted model, not a curated record.
CGCCCACUCCCCUACCACGACCAGCCCGCACCGCACACGCAACCACCGCCCAACUCGCGCGCACCCAACGACGGCGCCGCCGCUCCGCCUCUCUCUUCCACGCAGCAACCGGCCGCCAUGGCCGCCGCCGCCGCCGCCGCGGGCUCCUCCGAUUCCCGCAAGCCAGCCGCUCACCCGCCGCCCCGCGACUUCCUCGUCCACGUCGAGGCCUACCUCUCCCGCCGCGACGGCGUCGACAAGCUCCUCAAGAUCUCCCGCUACGCCGCCCGCCUCGCCCUCGCCGCGGGCCCGCUGCCCCCCGCCGCCUCCGCCCGCCUCAAGUCGUUCGAGUCCAGCGUCGGCCUCAGCCGCAAGGCCUUCCGCCUCGGCAAGUUCGUCCAGAACGUCAACGCCCUCCGCGCCCAUCCCCAUCCGCCCCCGGCCGUCGCGCUCCUCGCCUACGGCGGGGAGGGCGUCUACUACUUCCUCGAACAGUUCGUGUGGCUGGCCAAGGCCGGCCUCCUGCCCGCGCACCUCCUCCCACGCCUCCAGCGACUCAGCGCCUGGGCCGAGCUGCUGGGAUACGUUGGUUCCAUCACGAUUAAGCUGGAAGAGAUCGGCAAACUGGAGUCUUCCGUCAAGAUGCGGCUGAAGGAAGGUUGCAGGGAGGAGAGCGAUGUGGUGAGGACGCUACGGGUGAAGCUGCUGCUCAAGCGGAUGUCCGUUGUGCAGGACGUUGCGGACGCCGUGAUGGCGCUAGGGGACGUGACCGACGGGAAGGGUUUGCUCGGCAGCUCGACGCUCAUGGCGUCCGCCGGCUUACUGUCCGCGUUGAUCAGCGCUCACAAGAAUUGGAAUUCGUGCUGAAGCCCAAAGGUAUAUAUAUAUGUUGUAAAACACGAUGAGAUGAAAUAAUAAAGCUCAAACUGGAGCAAAAUUAAAACAAUAAACAAAAGUUGUCCCUGGAUUAUGGAUGUUGGGGGGUAUAAAUCAAAAGCGUGGCUUUAUCACCAUGGUUGUUAUUCAAUGUUUUAUUUGUGCUUCUCCUUAAAAAGGGUAAUGGUUCUCAUCAAAACCGAAAACCGAUUAAUAUGUUUCCAUAUACCUUUCUCCUUUAUGUAAUAAAGAGUUUGUGUUCUUUCAACUAUAGGUUUAGGUUUAUGUAAAAGGUACAAUUUGUAGUUAGAAUUAAAAAAGAGAAAAGCUAAAGACA